Molecule: messenger RNA, 1851 nt
Organism: Lepus europaeus (European hare)
Lineage: Eukaryota; Metazoa; Chordata; Mammalia; Lagomorpha; Leporidae
Gene: ICA1
Product: islet cell autoantigen 1
Exons: 15
Coding region: 169-1704 (511 amino acids)
Biological process (GO): regulation of transport
Cellular component (GO): Golgi apparatus
Molecular function (GO): protein domain specific binding
Source: RefSeq, a predicted model, not a curated record
CUGCUGACGCUGACGUCGGGUGAGGGAGCCGCAGGGACGCUCCGACCGCGGCCGCGAGGUUCUUCCCGGGGGCCGGGGCUCCGAGGUUUAAUGUAACAUACCCUCUCAUGCUUCAUCCGGCUCCUUCUCCCCAAAUCAACAACAGUAGAAAAAGAAGAGGAGGAAGACAUGUCAGGACACAAAUGUUAUUCGUGGGAUUUCCAGGAUCGAUAUGUUCAGGAUAAAUCAGUGGUAAAUAAGAUGCAGCAGAAAUACUGGGAGACGAAGCAGGCUUUCAUCAAAGCCACAGGGAAGAAGGAAGACGAGCAUGUUGUCGCCUCUGACGCAGACCUGGAUGCCAAACUAGAGCUGUUUCACUCAAUUCAGAGAACCUGUUUGGACUUGUCUAAAGCAAUUGUACUCUAUCAAAAGAGGAUAUGUUUCUUGUCUCAGGAAGAAAAUGAACUGGGAAAAUUUCUCCGAUCCCAAGGCUUCCAAGAUAAAACCAGAGCAGGAAAAAUGAUGCAAGCGACAGGAAAGGCCCUCUGCUUUUCUUCCCAGCAAAGGUUGGCCUUGCGAAAUCCUUUGUGUCGAUUUCACCAAGAAGUGGAGACCUUUCGGCACCGGGCCAUCUCCGAUACCUGGCUGACAGUGAACCGCAUGGAGCAGUGUCGGACGGAGUACAGGGGGGCGUUGUUGUGGAUGAAGGACGUGUCUCAGGAGCUGGAUCCAGACCUCUACAAGCAGAUGGAGAAGUUCAGGAAGGUACAGACACAGGUACGCCUUGCAAAAAAAAACUUUGACAAGUUGAAGAUGGACGUGUGUCAAAAAGUGGAUCUUCUUGGAGCAAGCAGAUGCAAUCUCUUGUCUCACAUGCUGGCGACAUACCAGACUACCCUGCUUCAUUUUUGGGAGAAAACUUCCCACACGAUGGCCGCCAUCCACGAGAGCUUCAGAGGUUACCAGCCAUAUGAGUUCACCACGCUGAAGAGCUUACAAGACCCAGUGAAGAAACUUGUUGAGAAAGAAGAGAAGAGGAAGGUUGCCCAGCAGGACAGUGUAGAAGCACCCAUGCAGGAGUCGAGUCAACUAAUUUCAUUAGAGGACGAAAACCAGCGCACGGACUCCCCUGGUUUUCAGACUGAAGAUGGAAAAGAUGUUUUCUCUGCCUUAGACAGAAGUGCGAUGCAUAGUGCAUGUACAGGACCCAUAGAUGGACUAUUAGACAUGAAAUCUGAGGAAGGCGCUGGCCCGGGCCCCGGGGCGGGGACCCUGGACCCCGAAGGUGCUGACAAGGACGACUUGCUGCUGCUGACGGAGAUGUUCAGUGCGUCCUCCCUGGAGGAGGGCGAGUUCGGCAGAGAGUGGGCCGCUGUGUUUGGAGACGGACGGCUGAGGGAGUCGGCCCCGGCCGCCGGCCUGGGGGAGCCAGACCUCAAGCUGCAGGCAGGAUCCAGCUUCCUUCCCUCGCAGCUCUUGGACCAGAACAUGAAGGACUUACAGGCCUCUCUGCAAGGCUGGUCAGAGAGCAAUGUCAGUCCUCCUCCUCCAAGGCCAGCACCAAAGACAAGCUGCCCAAAUGACAACAGCCGUGCAGUGAAAGAGCCUGCCAAGGCUGCCUCGGACCUGACUGCCUGGUUCAGCCUCUUUGCUGACCUUGACCCGUUGUCCAAUCCUGAUGCUGUUGGGAAGACCGAUAAAGAACACGAGUUGCUCAAUGCUUGAGUCUGCGCCUUCGGGAUGGAGCUCACGUACUGCUGGCUCCGCAGCAGCCAAGGCCUAAAGGUCCACAGCAUUCAGUAUGCUGUUUUAAUAUUUACGUGCCAUUUUAAUAAAACGAAGGGGUCAAGGGCCCUGUUUAUAUUGCUAUAA